AUGGCGGACUUUCCUGUAAAAGAAGCAAUGAAGAUGCCUACACAGGGCAAGCGAAAGAGCAGAGGGGAUGAAGACGCAUACCGUCGGCUCGGAGGACCUAUUCACCAGGAACGGCAUGUCAAGAUUGUAUGCGUCGGAGCGGGCGCAUCUGGUCUGCUGUUCGCCUACAAGAUUCAGCGACAUUUCGAGAACGUCGAUCUCACCAUCUAUGAGAAGAACUCCGAGGUCAGCGGGACGUGGUGGGAGAACAAGUAUCCUGGAUGUGCUUGUGACGUUCCAUCGCACAACUACACUUGGUCAUUCGAGCCCAAGCAAGACUGGUCGGCUGUGUACGCUGGCUCGGGCGAGAUCUUCGACUACUUCAACAGCUUCGCUCACAAGUAUCGGUUGCAUAAGUACAUCAAGACUGGGCAUCAGGUUGUUUCAGCGACUUGGGACGACGACCACUGUGGCUACAAGGUCACCGCUAAGGACCUGUCCUCUGGUAACGAAGUGCACGAUACCUGCGACAUCCUGAUCAAUGCCAGCGGGAUCUUGAACAACUGGCGGUGGCCUGCGAUCCCCGGCCUGCACGACUACAAUGGCCCGCUUCUCCACACCGCAAAUUGGGACAGCAGCGUUGAGCUCGAAGGCAAACAUGUCGGCCUCAUCGGAAACGGCUCAUCCGGUAUCCAGGUCCUACCAACUAUCCAACCCAAAGUGAAGCAUGUGACCACCUUCAUCCGAGAGCCGACUUGGGUGUCACCAGUCCAAGGUCUCGAGCAGCACGUCUACACUCCUCAGGAACGCCAGGAUUUCGUCAACAAACCCGGUGCGCUGACUGAAUACCGCAAGGGAAUCGAGACCGGGCUCAAUGGCCAGUUCGGCUUGUUCUUGAAGAACACUACUGUCAACAACGCCACGCACGACUACAUGGUUGGGCAGAUGAAAGAGAAGAUCAACGACGAGCGACUCAUUUCCAAGCUCAUCCCAGAGUGGAGCGUCGGCUGCAGGCGUCUCACGCCUGGUGUCAAUUACCUCGAAUCUUUGACCAAGCCUAACGUCUCGGUUGUCUAUGGUGAGAUCGACAAGAUCACCGAGCGUGGCUGCGUCUGCGACGAUGGCAACGAAUACCCCAUCGACGUUCUGAUCUGUGCUACCGGCUUCGACACCACUUUCAAGCCUCGCUUCCCGCUGAUCGCACCCAACGGGAAGAACUUGCAAGACGAAUGGGCUAAGGAGCCUCGGUCGUACCUUGGUAUCGCCGCUUCAGAGUUCCCGAACUAUCUCGUCUUCCUUGGACCCAACUGUCCGAUCGGCAACGGGCCUGUGCUGUCCGCCAUCGAGCUCCAGGCGGACUACAUGUGCAAGCUCAUCGAUCACUGGCAGACGCACAACAUCAAGAAGUUCUCUCCGAAGAAGGAGGCUGUUGACGACUUCAUCGAUCACAAGAACACCUUCAUGCAACAGACUGUCUGGAACGACCCCUGCCGCUCAUGGUACAAGAGCGGUCAGAUCGAUGCUCCGAUCACUGCGCUGUGGCCUGGCUCAACGCUGCACUACAUCGAGGCUCUGGCCGACCUUCGAAUGGAAGACUUUGAUGUGGAGUACUCUGGCAACCGCUUCAGCUGGUUGGGCAACGGGUACAGCCAGACUGAGUUGGAUCAGACUGCGGACUGGGCUUACUACAUUCGCGAGUAUGAUGACGGGGAGUGGUUGAGCAGGGGUAAGCGGAGAAAGGAUCUGACGAAGAGUGGGACUGUGAAGGGGAGGGAGCAGGUUAACUUUUCGGGGAAGGAUGCUGAGCAACAGAGCAAGCUGUAG
Saxophila tyrrhenica is the source of this 1803-nucleotide messenger RNA. RefSeq lists its product as uncharacterized. The record is from RefSeq and is a predicted model, not a curated record. Bases 1 to 1803 code for a protein of 600 amino acids. The transcript has a single exon. NCBI's taxonomy places the organism in Eukaryota, Fungi, Ascomycota, Dothideomycetes, Mycosphaerellales, Extremaceae.